AUGGAAUCGAAUAAUGCCAUCAAACCGCCCGAACCAUUGAUUGUGAAGACAAACGGCAUGCCUGAAGCGUGGAAACUAUGGAUUCAACGAUACGAGUGGUAUUCCACAGCCGUUCAAAUGCAGAAAAAGCCUGAAAGUGUUCAAGCUGCGUCGCUAAUGGCUGCUAUGGGAGCGGACGCAGCUAUUGUCUACAACAGUUUUAACCUAACAGAGGAAGAAGCCACAAAUACAGCGACGAUAAAAGCAAGGUUUGCAGUUCAUUUUGCACCGACACCGUCACAACCGUAUGUACGUUUGCAGUUUAAUAAUUUACGUCAAACAGAAGGUGAGACAUUUGAUUCCUUCUUAACAAAAGCUCGUACACAAAUUAAUGAUUGUGGUUAUAAUCAAUUAGCAGAUGAAUUACUACGGGAUAAGAUAAUUUUCGGCGUACAGAGUAAAACAUUACAACAACGAUUAUUAGAAGAGGAUAAUCUCACAUUAGGACGCACCAUCAAUAUGUGCAGAGCAUGGGAGCGAGCGUCAAAGCAAGUUGAACAAGCAACAGCGAUGUCAAAGCAAGGAAGUGAAGCAGUAAAUGCAAUAAAAGUACACCAGGAGAAAAAUAAACAACAAGGGAAACAUAAGAAAUGCACACGCUGUGGAUGA
This is a messenger RNA of Cyphomyrmex costatus, 648 nucleotides long. RefSeq lists its product as uncharacterized. The record is from RefSeq and is a predicted model, not a curated record. The transcript has a single exon. NCBI's taxonomy places the organism in Eukaryota, Metazoa, Arthropoda, Insecta, Hymenoptera, Formicidae. The coding region runs from base 1 to 648 and encodes 215 amino acids.